CAUCAUUUGAAGAGACAAUGGUUCAGGAAGACCACCAAAGUCCAUUUCCUCAUAGCUUCCGUCCUCCAUCCCUUGUCAGAUCUUUUGCUCUUCCUCAGAUUUCACAGUCUGUAGAGGAGACAAAAGUUUGUGCUAUGUCAGCGGUAGAACGUCAAAGUCUGUCUUCUGUCCACACCCAUCCUUCCUCGUCUGUAAAACUGCCCAAAAUUCAGACUCAAGUAAAGCCGUCACUUCAGAAGUCUGAGAAACCUGAGACUCACAAAUAUGAUUCCGCAGUCUCGGGCAGCAUUGAGGAGCAGUACAUGAAGAACAGCGAGGAGGACGGAGACAAACUGCUUCAUGCUAGCAUGAAAGACCCAUCGUUCAUAAUUGACAUCAAAGCUCAAGAAAACAACCUCCAGCAGCUGGAUCGAGCUUUUCAAAAUAACAACAUUUCCUCUGAAAUGUACAACCUGUGCAGAGGAACCGUCAAUCAGACACUUAAGAGUGUUGAGCUGCGUCUUGGAUGUCUUUUACGGAGAUACAUCAAACAUGUCCAAAUGAAGCAGUUAAGGAAGACGCUCGAUGGAAAUUUCAAGGCCACCAGAAAUUUAAGGGAUGGACUGGAGUUCAAAAAAGUCCAUUCUCAGCUCUGCAAGUUUGACCAUUUCCAGCAGAGUGUGAACAAAAUCUGGGACGCCAAGCAAGCCUCCACUGAUGAGACGCGAGAACUCUGCAUCGCACGGACGGCCCAUUUAUACCAGCAGGUGAACGCGGUGCAUGGCCUACAUCUGACAGGCAUAUCAUUUGUGCAAAGGCAUGUAUCACUGCCUCUGCUCACUGUGACACCCGUGCGGUUCAGCUCCAAUUUGUGUCCAUCUCCUCCUCGUGGACCACGAACUUCACCCAGCAGAGCCAGUCCAGCACGCCAUCCUCAAAUCCACCCCAAACCUCUGCACCACACGACCAGGAACACACCAGGCAGUUUCCUGAAGAUCAGUCACAUUCAAUAAUGAUGGCCAGUGUCAACAUAAUGGCUUGUAUCUGAACCCAAGAACAGAUUAUCGAAAUGUCACAAAAUUAAAACAAAAGCGAGGACGCAUCAGGAACAGACUCUGGAAAAACAGAAGCACCGGCCUGUAGACAUAGGAAGAUGAAUAUAAAUAUAAAGAUUGGUUAACCCAUAUUAGUGAUUUCAAGCUUUGCCAGAGUCAAAUAGCCAAUGUUAUAUUAAGAAAGAGCUAUGUCUUAAUCAGUGUAUAUUUUUGCUUAAGCUUAUAUUGUAAUAUAUAUAUGAAAAAACAUAUGAAUAAUAAAAAUGAUUAAUAAUAAAGAUAUGAAUCUCUCUUUAU
Molecule: messenger RNA, 1331 nt
Organism: Carassius gibelio (silver crucian carp)
Lineage: Eukaryota; Metazoa; Chordata; Actinopteri; Cypriniformes; Cyprinidae
Exons: 3
Coding region: 18-992 (324 amino acids)
Source: RefSeq, a predicted model, not a curated record